Mixia osmundae IAM 14324 is the source of this 555-nucleotide messenger RNA. RefSeq lists its product as uncharacterized. The record is from RefSeq and is a predicted model, not a curated record. The transcript is spliced from 2 exons. The coding region runs from base 1 to 555 and encodes 184 amino acids. NCBI's taxonomy places the organism in Eukaryota, Fungi, Basidiomycota, Mixiomycetes, Mixiales, Mixiaceae.
AUGGGAAUUCGUCUGAGUGCAGCCAGGCACUGGCAGCUCUCUGUAACCCAGCCAACUGGACGGGUGCUCGCUCUGCCCUUUCUGUUCCUCGCAGAUGGCACCGAAUGGAGCCAAUGGUCGAAGCUCGCUGGGUCUGCAGGCUAUACCUCCCAAGUGCUUAGCAUACCAAAGGCUGCACAAGCCAAUGCGCAGACAGCGGCAAGCAAAGUUGCGCACGAGCUUGCAAGAUCGUCCAAUGCAUUCCCGCCGCUCAUCUUCGCUCGAAGGGAGCUCGGUCUGAUAGCAGAGCACUAUUGCGAAUCAAAUGGCUCUGCGGGACUUGUACUCGUUGAGCCAGCGCGAUCAGACGCGCUAACGUACGAGCCGACGUUCCCAAUUGUCUUGAUAGGCAGCAAGCAAGACAAAGAAGGCCUGCGAGCCCACAGGCUACUCGUCGAUGCCGAUCCAGACGACGGCCCUGAGCUCAUAGUGACGGCAGACGAGCAGCAUGUCUCGCUCGAUCGGCCAGAGACGUUUGACCUGCUGCUCGACUGGCUCGAGCGAAGAGAUCUUUGA